AUGGUAAAUCUGCUCUCCCCCCAUGCUGAAAAGGGACCUGCUGCACAGCAGCCCCAGCAGAGAGAGGAAGCCAGCCCUGACUGCCUGCAGCCAAACCACAGCAUGACUUUCACCAGGGUGCUACACAUCGCAGCUCUGUUCCUGAUGCAAGCUGACAACGUCACUGUCACCCAAUUGCCAAAGCAUGCUGGUGCUCAGUUCCAGCUUCUCCACUACUGCAGGGAUUUUCCAGGAGCUGGCAGUGAAGUUGUGACUCUAAAGGAAGGAGAGGACCUAAGCCUCAACUGCACCCUCAGCAGCAAUGACAGCUCAGCCCUGCAGUGGCUAAACCCUCAUGGGUUUGUCAUUUUUCUUAACAACCAGAGGGCUUUAAGAGACCAGAGAUACAAACUUAUCCAUCACUCAGCAGAUGAAUUAUCCAUCCAGCUUUCCAACAUCACGGUGCAGGAUGAGGGUGUAUACAAAUGCUUCUGCUAUGGCAGCCCAUUUAAGAGCAAGAACAAGACUGUGGAGGUAUUAGCUGCUCCUCCUCCUCCUGUGCUAGAAGUAUCUCAAGACUCAGAAAGAAUCAUUACACUGUCUUGCUAUACCCAAGGGUGCAAACCACAGCCCCACAUUACCUGGCUGCUGGACAACGGGAUAGAGCUCCCUGGUGACACUAAGCACAAGUCAGAAGCUGAUGGGAAGAAGUGGACCACAACCAGCAGGCUGACAGUGCUUGCCCAUGGGCCCAACUCAACAGCCAGCUGCAUCGUUCGCCACCCAGCACUAAGGGAAGAGAAGCUGAAGUUGUCUUUCCACUUUGAGGACCUCCUUAGGACAGUGCCAAAACCAAACCCUGCCCCAGAGGUGGACACACAUGUCCCUGAGAAUGAGCAGUCUCCAGUGGCCACAGCAGGGUCAGAUCUCCAGAGCAACACAACCUCCACCCCAAGCCACCCACAGCAUACUGGAUCUGAACAACGAACCAUACCUUCUGCAGCACCAGAAGAUCCAGUAGUUAGCAGCUCAGCACCAGCACCAACCCAGCAAAACCUCCAACCAGGUUUCACAUUUGCUUGGCCUGAAGUGACACCAUCUGCAGCAGCGAAGGAAGAACUGGCUGGUUCAUCAACUUAUCAUGUCCCCAAUGGAACUGAAGCACCAUUCAGUGGCAAUGUCACAGAAGAGGAACUUUCCAAGACAGCAGCUCCACUCCCAAGUGAAAAUGUAACUGUGAUUUCCACCACCUCUGAGGAAGAUCUGAAAUCUGAAGGCAUCAAAAAGAAGGAGAAGAAUCUCCUGCUGCCAAUCUUGGUGGCUACUCUGAUUUUUGCACUGCUUAUCAUUGUCCUGCUUUUUAUGAGGAAGGUGAAAAAAGCUCACAGAGUGUGGAAGAGAGAAAAUGAUGUUUCAGAGCAGACACUGGAGAGUUAUAAAUCCAAAUGUAAUGAAGACAGCCCAGGCCAUGAGAAGAAUGGACAUGGUGUCAGUCAGAAGUCCAACACACAGUAUGUGAGAGGAGGCUGCGUAGAAACAACACAGAAGAAUGCAAGAGACAAAAGCAUUGCAACAAGAGAGGAAGUGCUUGGAUGUGGAAGGGAAACACAUGUAUAGCCAUGGCAAA
This is a messenger RNA of Pogoniulus pusillus (Red-fronted tinkerbird), 1606 nucleotides long. RefSeq names its product cytotoxic and regulatory T cell molecule (gene CRTAM). Gene Ontology annotation, biological process: positive regulation of natural killer cell mediated cytotoxicity directed against tumor cell target; cell recognition; detection of tumor cell. The record is from RefSeq and is a predicted model, not a curated record. NCBI's taxonomy places the organism in Eukaryota, Metazoa, Chordata, Aves, Piciformes, Lybiidae. The transcript has 14 exons. Gene Ontology annotation, cellular component: plasma membrane. Bases 1 to 1596 code for a protein of 531 amino acids. Gene Ontology annotation, molecular function: signaling receptor binding.